This is a messenger RNA of Thamnophis elegans (Western terrestrial garter snake), 3310 nucleotides long. RefSeq names its product membrane palmitoylated protein 6 (gene PALS2). The transcript is spliced from 12 exons. Bases 691 to 2313 code for a protein of 540 amino acids. Gene Ontology annotation, cellular component: cell-cell junction; plasma membrane. The record is from RefSeq and is a predicted model, not a curated record. Gene Ontology annotation, molecular function: protein binding. NCBI's taxonomy places the organism in Eukaryota, Metazoa, Chordata, Lepidosauria, Squamata, Natricidae.
GCCUGCCCAGAGUAAGCAUUCGUCAAUUUAAUCGGGCUUAUUUCAGAAUAAGUGCGAAUAGUAUUGCAUCUUUAAUUCUGCACCCUGAUUUGCCCAAUGUUGACACGCAUUCAUUUAUGGCCUUGACAUCGCCUGGUUUUCAUCCUCGUUACAUUCCAGCCCGAAGAAUGCAGGCAAUAGAAGAUAUCCGGGACAAAAGACAAAAGCACAUGCGAGUUCCCUUUUCUUUGCCUUGGCAUGAAUGGCGAAACUGGCGUCCCCAGGCCAGAAAGGUGGGACCAACCGCAAGCCCAGUCAGAAGGCAGCGAAAGAGUUAAAGGGGGAGGGGCUUGCUUCGCGCGCUCCCGCCCGAUCAACUAGACUGGAGAAGCUCUUUCGCGCGCUCUUUGCCUCGGCAGCAGCAACAGUAGGACGGACUGCUGCGCGCGCAAAAGAGCCCGGCCGGCGGGUACCCGUUUCUACCGUGUGCGCCUCUCGACGGGCAGAGACGGUUGCGGGGGCGCGCUGCCGGGAGUUUCAGGUCAUUAGAUGGGGCUGAGGCGGAGCGGCGGCAGCGUCCACUGAAGAGAACGAGGCUGUGGGUGCGCGUGCGAGCGAAAGGAGAGGCGAGACCAGUCAGCGAGCCCAGCGAGUCAACCCACCGGUAACUGCCCACCUUCGUAGCUCUGGAGAGAGGCUUUUGGGGCAGCAAUGCAGCAAGUUUUGGAUAAUCUUACUGAUUUACCCUCAUCAUCAGGAGCUGAAGAAAUAGACCUUAUUUUCUUGAAAGGGAUUAUGGAGAAUCCUAUUGUAAAAUCACUUGCUAAGGCUCAUGAACGAUUAGAGGAUUCCAAACUUGAGGCUGUGAGUGAUAACAAUCUGGAGCUGGUCAAUGAGAUUCUUGAAGACAUCAGUCCAUUAAUAAAUAAAGAUGAAAAUAUUGCCGAAUUAGUUGGUAUACUAAAGGAGCCACACUUUCUGUCACUCUUAGAAGCGCAUGAUAUUGUGGCAUCAAAGUGUUAUGAAUCUCCUCCUUCUAGCCCAGAAAUAAAUAAUGCUUCAGUGAACAAUCAGAUAGUACCAGUAGAUGCUAUUCGUAUACUUGGUAUUCAUAAAAGAGCAGGGGAGCCUUUGGGUGUGACAUUUAGGGUGGAGAAUAAUGACCUGGUGAUUGCAAGAAUCCUUCAUGGAGGAAUGAUAGACCGACAAGGUCUCCUACAUGUAGGUGAUAUCAUUAAAGAGGUUAAUGGUCAUGAAGUUGGAAACAAUCCAAAAGAAUUGCAAGAACUCCUGAAGAGUAUUAGUGGUAGUGUCACUCUGAAGAUUCUUCCUAGCUACAAAGAUAAUAUUGUUCCCCAACAGGUAUUUGUGAAGUGUCACUUUGAUUAUAAUCCCUUCAAUGAUAAUCUCAUUCCAUGCAAAGAAGCCGGUCUUAAAUUUUCCAAGGGAGAAAUUCUUCAGAUUGUAAAUCGAGAAGACCCAAACUGGUGGCAGGCCAGCCAUGUCAAAGAAGGAGGAAGUGCAGGACUUAUUCCUAGCCAGUUCUUAGAAGAAAAGAGGAAAGCAUUUGUUAGACGGGACUGGGAAAAUUCAAGUCCUUUCUGUGGGACAAUAAAUAGUAAAAAGAAGAAAAAAAUGAUGUAUCUCACAACUAGAAAUGCAGAAUUUGAUCGACAUGAAAUUCAAAUAUAUGAGGAAGUAGCAAAAAUGCCUCCAUUUCAAAGAAAAACACUAGUCUUAAUAGGGGCCCAAGGAGUUGGCCGAAGAAGUCUGAAAAACAGAUUUAUUGUACUGAAUCCCACAAAAUUUGGAACCACAGUCCCAUUUACAUCACGGAAAUCGAGGGAUGAUGAGAAAGAUGGACAAGCAUACCGGUUUGUGUCACGAAAUGAAAUGGAGGCAGAUAUUAAAGCAGGAAGAUAUUUAGAACACGGGGAAUAUGAAGGAAAUCUUUAUGGUACAAAAAUAGAUUCUAUUAUUGAAGUGGUUCAGACUGGAAGAACAUGUAUCUUGGAUGUGAAUCCACAGGCACUUAAAGUGUUGCGGACAUCAGAGUUUAUGCCCUAUGUAGUUUUUAUUGCUGCUCCAGAACUUGAAACACUCCGUGCAAUGCACAAAGCUGUGGUUGAUGCAGGAAUUACAACCAAGCUUCUAACAGAUACCGAUUUGAAGAAAACUGUUGAUGAGAGUGCACGGAUCCAGAGAGCUUAUAGUCACUACUUUGAUCUGAUUAUUGUGAAUGACAACCUAGACAAAGCUUUUGAGAAGUUGCAAACUGCUACAGAGAAAUUGAGAAUGGAAUCACAGUGGGUCCCAAUUAGCUGGGUAUACUGAGUUCUUUUAAAGAUGAAACAACGUCAUGUAAUGUUGAAACAAACACUAUACUAAAAAAAUAUUGUACAGUGGUGCCAGAUCCUUGGCAGGACCCAAUAUGUUUUUAUUUUAUGUAUAUUAAAAUAAUAGUAUGCUAGUCAAAAAAUUUUAUACAAAAUGUUGAAGGGAAAGUGUACUUAAUAUGUAAUUUAUUUUAAUUUUUCUAACUUUUUACAAAUAACCUUUUUAUUCAUAUCACAUGAAGGAAAUGCGUUGAAGCAUUUUUAUAAAUGUUUUGAUUUACUACUUUGCCUUUAUUCAUCUAAAGAACUUUCCAGUCAUUCAUUUAUACAUUUGAUCUUACAUUUUCACUGUGAUAAGGAGAAAAAUACUUGAAAAGGUUUUUGUAAAACUCUGUUUUAAAUCAAAUGUUUCAUCUGAUUAGUUUUUAUUAUUUAGAUAUAAUCCUUGUUCUAAUAAGCAUAUCAUCUUGACAUAAGCAGAACUUUUAAUAAAGCAACCAGCACUGAGCCAUGUUACUGAAGCAUAUUUGCUUAAUGUUUAUUCAUGUUUUGCAGCUGUUUUGUCUUAGACAGAUGUACUGUAGACUUUUAUGUAGAUUCUCUUUUUACAUAAAUGUAAAAGCAAUAUCUUGAACUUUCCCUAAGAGACCCUUUUAAAAAGCCAACAUUUCAACCCAUUCAGUAAGUAUUUUUCAAAUAAUUCUCGUAAUGUAAAUUCAUUGUGUUUGAGGUAAUGGUGAAGUAUCCUGAAAGAACCUCAUGCUACAGUCUUAGUGAAGAGCUCAGCAUGUAGAAUGUAUGUUCUUAGUUGUGGAAAACUCAUAGCUUAGAGGAACAAAAUCUGCUUUUUUAUUAUGACCUCGCUCUGUAUUUGUAUAUCGUUCUAUAACGACUGGCUUUUAGUUUAUAUCAGAGUAUUUAUGAGUGAUUUUGUGUGUUAUAAAAACGUGAUGUGAUGGGGCUUUGAGCUGAUCCUUUGUGUUACAUGGCUUUAU